AUGUCUUCGCCCUCCCCCGAGACAACCAGCUACAACGAUGACCAGAAGCCCGAGCUCUCCCGUGCGGCCAGUUACACCGAUAUCCCCAGUCAAACCGCCCCAGAAUCUACUUUGAGGCGUACAUUUUCCGACUAUGCCGUUCCAACCUUAGCGCAAUCUCCAACAAAGGAGAGCGUGGCGGCGGGGAAGGAUAUUCUCCGCCGAACCUCUCUGCGCUCCAAGAACAGGCCGAAGCCAACCCCCGUCUCACGUUUCACACUGUCGUCAUCGGAGGACCUGAAGGAUACAGAGACAAAUGUGCCAGAAACUAGGGCACCGGAGCCUGCUGUGCGGCCAUCGAAGAGCCGGUCAAUGUCUGGAAGGAUAGUCAGCCUGGCGAGGAAACCAUGGGGCUCUUCUUCUCGAUCCCCGUCUCCAUCAGCAAAAAGAUCCAAACAGCAAGAUUCUCCGAACGUGGCUCAGCCCAAUGGUCGAAAGUCAGAAGAUGAUCAAACUCAACCCUCCCGCAAGCGAACGAUUCUCUACAAACGCCCACGUCGGCCAAUGGUGGCUGUUGUGGCCAAAGGCCCUGAAGACAGUCCCAUCUCCCCGAGCAGUCCAUCGGGUUAUUCCCUACGACAUCGGACCUCAUUCGAAAAGUUCACAGCAUCACUUUCCGUCUCGACUCCAAUUUUGCCGCCAAUGCCCAAGGGAGCCGCCGAAACUGCAGCGUCAUAUGCGAAUACCGGUGUUGAUCCGUCGAGGAAAAAGGACGAACUUUGGGGUAUCUUUCGGGGUCUCGAAGCGGACUUCCAAAACUCGCUGAAAGCCAAUGUCAUCCGCACCUCGCUCCUCCCUUUUCUCAGUCGCCAUCACCUCCACGCCUCUUGCAAGAACAUCAGACCCGAAGACCUGGACCGUCGAGUCAACAUUCUCAAUAAAUGGUGGAUUGGAAUGCUGGAAAUGCUCAAUGGCAAGUAUAACCAGUCUAUUUCAGGAACCGACAGACCGGUGUUUCUGGAAGCUGUUGUAGGAAUUAUGGCUCGACCGGAAUGGCGCAUCCCAUUCCCAAUGGCCCAGCAAAGCAGUGGACCUACAGAUUCUUUAAAAUAUGCAUCGACCUCAGUAUCGGAAACAUCGGAUGGCUCAGGCUCCUCGGGCUCGGAUUUCCUGGUUGAAUCGAUUCACCACAACAUUCGGAACAUCUUUAUUCAAAAUCUGCUUUCCCAAAUGGCGUUUGUGGUUGAACGAAUGUCCAUGAGGCAUGCACCAGCCAGUCUGGUCGCAUUUUGCGGAAAGGUCUGCGCAUAUGCCUUCUUCUUCUGUCCCGGGGUGCCUGAAAUCCUGGUCCGCUUGUGGUGCACGCCCCCUACCAUGUUCAGGCGCAUCUUAUCUGAAUCGGCGGGGUCAAGGGCUGGAAAUUUUCGUCCAUACACCGAAGAACUUGCUCAAUGUUUCCCACCGGCCCUCCGCCCUCUCGCUUUCCACUCACAGGCACCUCUGCUACGGUACCUACGUCAGAAACUUGAUGCCCCUUUGAACACCGCCUCUAUCAAUUGGAACCGCCCGUGGAUCGCUAGAUGGGCUGGGCGUGACACAGAUCUGUUCUUCGUGUUCGUGAAAUACAUUCACAUUCUCUAUGCUGAGUAUUUGCCCCCGGAGACGGAAAAGGCGAAACGGAUCUUAGCACCUGGAUUGUUGAUGGUUCAUGCGCAACUCCUGCUCGUCCUAGAGGAUACCUUAUACAAGCAAGACACCGGAUGCUGCUGCUUCCCCCACCAUCUCCGGAAUGGCAGCAAUAGCCAUCGAUCAAUGGUAGAGAAUCGUCUUAUCAUCCUGCUCCGAGAUUUCCUCUCCGAAUCAUCCGUGGAACCGAAUCGUGCUCGCUUACUCUUCGCUGAAUCAUUCUGUUCCAUUAUCAAAUCUGCAGCCCAGAAAACGUCGCUUUUUGAUCAUAACGCAUGCUUUUUGCUAUGCGACUUUCUCGAAGAGGUCAUUCCAAUUAUCACACGUUAUGCUCAGUCAAUUGAAACGGAACUAUUUGAUUGGGGAUUUUGGCUCACUGUUUGUCGCCAGAUGAUGCAAAGCCACAAUUCGAUAACCGAGAUUCGCGUGUUCGCUUUCCUUUUCUCCGUCUGGGGUACGUGGACGGCCACAGAUGAAAGAAAAGCAUCUAUCUGUUUGGACUUCUUGCUGAAUGAGCCGGUUUUCUACUAUUACUUCAACCACUGGAGUCCAAUGGUCCGAGCCUAUUUCCAUCGUUUGUUAUGUUGGAGGGUUGGGCGUUUCAACACUGAACCCUCAUCACUUGAUUCCAACAUCUAUGAGCUUCUUUCGGACCGACUUCUACGAGUCUGGGAGUACUAUAUUGGGUCCCAAUCCAGGGCCGAAGAGGGCUUGACAGCACCUUUAUCCUCUGCUCCAUGUUCACCUGCCCCAGGACGAAGAAUCAUCAUCAUCCGAUGCGACAACCACGUAUCCCCAGUUAAUCUCUUCGUCAGCUUUGACCGAGUCGUUCCGCCCGUCCCUUCGGACCAACUCAUGUCGCACCGACGAACUGGCUCUUCCGACUCGACUGACUCAAAUAAUCCUCCCCCCAAGAAACGAUGGGGACUCUUCAAAUCUAUGUUCGGCAGUUCUUCCACUGCACGUUCCGGCGAUGGUGCCAGCAGCAGCUCCGAUGAAUCUGAGACCGGUGCAUCGGAUAUCACAGUGACUGCUGAUAGCAAAUGUAUGGAUGACCACGAAAAGACUCCAACCAACAACAUGGAUGAAAUCAUUCGCCCUAAGACUCCACACCAGCCGUUCUUUUUCAAAUUCUCGUUGGAAUGGUCAGAUCGCCCGCCUUAUCCUACCAAAAACAAACGUCUUUUCCCCCCUUGUCUCCCAGUUGCAUCCCAAUUGCACGUUGAGCAUCGCCGUUCUCCUGACAAGUCAGAGUAUGACACAGCAUCAGAGAACCCGGCUCAGUCUUUUGAGAACGAUGAACAAGAACAAGACCCAGAACCCCCCACUACCACCGAAGCUACUCCUACUCAACCUAUUUCUGAUACCUGGCCCCGAACACCUACAACCAAAGACUCCCCCCUACCUCAACUUCCUUCUUUAAUUUCCUACGACCAUCUUGUGCCUAGCAAAUAUGCAGGUCGCGCCCUUGCAGAAUGGGCACACAUCGUUUCCGAAUGUGAUAGCUUCUUCGCCCGUCGUCGCGACGAGGGCGUUCCCACUGACCGCAUGGUGGAGACCCCAACCCUGGGCGCUGAAAACUUCCGCAAAUAA
Penicillium paradoxum is the source of this 3258-nucleotide messenger RNA. RefSeq names its product DUF1765 domain-containing protein. NCBI's taxonomy places the organism in Eukaryota, Fungi, Ascomycota, Eurotiomycetes, Eurotiales, Aspergillaceae. The record is from RefSeq and is a predicted model, not a curated record. Bases 1 to 3258 code for a protein of 1085 amino acids. The transcript has 3 exons.